UCACACCAGAUCUCUGAACUGGUUUACAGGGACCGAAAAUGUAUAAAAAUGGGUAAUAUGGUCAUAAUUCUGAGAAAAAUUGAUUUGAAAAUACCGGGACAUUUUCUAAAACCCAGACCCGGGUACUUAUUUUCAUUUAAAUAGCGGAAAAAAUUUAAUGUUAAUUUCUAUUUUGGUUACAUUGGAAAGAAAAAUUAAUCUUUUCUUUGUUGAUGAACUCAUUGAAUAUUGCAACAGGGAAAAUUUGGUGAAAUCGACGAAGAAAAAGAAUGAUCUUUCUGUACAAAAAAGUCCGCAUAAAAUGUCCGCAAAAACUGGUUUGGGAUAACUCACAAGUACCCAUAUUACAAUAAAUAUAAAUCGCUGACAAUGUUCUCUUCCUCGUCUUCAACAAAGCUCAAAUAAAUUGUAAUAACCUCAUCUGGUGGACCAGUAACCGCAAAUUGUUCCGGAUCGGCAUUCCAAAAAGAGAAUUCUACAGUUGGAUUGAUUUGAUCGAAUAAUUCAUCAUCAUAUUGAUGUAUUCCAAGCCAAAAAGCAGUAAAGCCACCACAAUCAACCAUCAUAAUAUACUUUUCCAAGGCUAUUGAUGUGAAAAAUGCCAGUUUAAUUUUCAUAAGCGUUGUUGGGGUCAAGUUCCAGCUUUGUGCGAGCCAGAAAAUAUUUCUUGUG
Molecule: messenger RNA, 672 nt
Organism: Meloidogyne enterolobii
Lineage: Eukaryota; Metazoa; Nematoda; Chromadorea; Rhabditida; Meloidogynidae
Source: the annotation of a GenBank genome assembly